This is a messenger RNA of Hypanus sabinus (Atlantic stingray), 10410 nucleotides long. RefSeq names its product TLR4 interactor with leucine-rich repeats (gene tril). Gene Ontology annotation, molecular function: protein binding. The transcript has a single exon. The record is from RefSeq and is a predicted model, not a curated record. Lineage: Eukaryota; Metazoa; Chordata; Chondrichthyes; Myliobatiformes; Dasyatidae. Bases 526 to 2784 code for a protein of 752 amino acids.
GUGUCCUGGAUACUCCGUCUCAAUAUUACACCACUCCCACUCCCUGCUCGACCUCUGCAUAAACACAUCUGCGUUUUUGGCUGAAGUCUCUUGAGGGAAAUGCGGGGAAGUACAAAUUUCCGGCUGUUUUCCUGGCAUAUAUUUACGCUUUUUCUAAAUCGGUCCCUGUCCAAAGUUCCUUGUCUGCGCCUUGGCGCUUUCGGCGCUGUGAGCCGCCGUUAGGGUCACAGUUUUACUGCUGUUCUUAGUAGGGAGGGUUCCGGCAGCGAUCGUUGCUGACGUUGGCCUACUUUUCACUGCCAGGGGAAUUUUAAUUGUAUUUCCAAAUGAAGCCUGCGAAAGAAGUUAACCGGGAGAUUUCAUUCUCGGGCAUGUAUUUAGAAAAGCAUUGAAGCGGAGGGCCGUGUUGUUUGUAUCACCAUCGUCCGUCUUCCGCCUCGGCCGAAAGGUUCACGUCAGGCAAAACCCUUGCAUGGAAGACGGAAUGCAAAGGAUAAUAAUAUCCAAGGCCGCUGACCACUGGGAAUGGAAAAUUUACGGAUGGUCUGGCUGAUGUUUCUUUGCUUGAUCUGUUCCGCCAACUCUUUCUGUCCUGAACAAUGUGACUGUCAACAUCGCCACGUGCUCUGCGCAAACCGAGGUCUCCGGGCUGUCCCGAAAGCACGGCAAAAUGUGGAUGUUCUUACGUACAGCCUCGGGGGCAACUUCAUCAGCAACAUCUCCGACGUGGAUUUCACUAGCUUUAGCAAGUUGCUUCGACUGGACUUGCAAUACAAUAAGAUCGAACACAUUCACCCGAAAACUUUCGAGAAACUUUCGAGGCUGGAGGAGCUGUACUUGGGUAACAACAUCAUCUCAAACGUCCCUGCCAAUGUUUUCAAUUAUCUCCGGAGAUUGAGGCUUCUCAAUAUGAAUAACAAUAGAUUGACGAAACUGAAUCAAAACGUGUUUGCACACCUAGAAAACUUAGUUAAAUUAAGACUCGAUGGGAACACUUUAGAGGUCUUGCAAGAUGCGAUUUUCAAACACUUGGUUAAUCUCCAUUACUUGCAGUUAGAGUCCAACAAGAUCCACGUUGUUAGUGGAAGUACGUUUAUAAAUUUAAGAAACCUUGUAUAUUUAAACCUUGCCAAGAAUAACCAGACUUCAUUACACAACAGUGCCAUGUUUACACACCUGACAUCACUGGCAACUUUAGUCCUAGAUGAAAAUAAUAUCAAAUAUGUUGGAAACCGGGUUUUUGAAAUGCUACAGAAACUCUCUAGUCUGUCCCUCAGCAAGAACAAGAUUUCUUACCUUGGUUCUGAAGUCUUUGGAGGCCUCCAUGGGCUGAAGGAAUUGUUUGUUGAUGGUAACCUGCUGAGGGAAAUCCCAAGUAAACUGUUGGACCCUCUGGUAAAGUUAGAACAAUUAGAUCUCAGUGAGAACCAGAUCACCAUUAUCCAUCCACUGGCAUUUAAACACCUGACGGUUCUCAAAGUGCUGAAGCUGAAAAGCAACCGUUUGACCUACUUACCCGGAGAAACUUUUGCGUUUACCAACUCUAUAUACAGCCUUGAUCUAAGCAGCAAUAAUUGGACAUGUAACUGCCGGCUGACGGGCUUAAAGCGGUGGAUAAACCUGGCUCACGCCCAGGGCAGGCUGCUGACCAUGUUCGUCCUGUGCAGUAACCCCCUCAGUCUGAAGGGAAAGUAUCUGGAUUACCUGACGGACUCCGAGAUGUGUUCCCCUCAUAAGGCACAGUCGCUGUUCAAUUCUUCCAAGGGCUCCUUGGUCGAUGGAGCCCUGAGUGUGGACCGAGUCAACAUUCAGUCAGACCAAGAACGGAUCUUGGACGAAGAUGGCGCGCACACGGAUGGGGCUACCGGCCUGCAGCAGAAGCCGUCUGCUCGACCUAUAACGGUCACCAGCCUCCUGCCUAAAGACAAGCAUCUCAUUCUAGAGCCAAAGCCAACCAAGCCAGUCACAGUCAGCUCAAUUCAACGGGAAUCCCCAAUAUCUCUAAUCACAGCUCAGAAUUCCUUGGAUGUUUUAACUCCUUACACCACUUUCCCAAUAUCCUCGAAAUCGGAGCGGUACUAUCUCCUGAAGGCCAAGGAUAAAGUGGUGCAAAAGCCAUUGAUAACCGAUCCCUGUGAGUUCAAUAAGCUCUACAUUACCAACCUGACGGUGGGCGAGGUGAGCCCAUCCACUGCUACCAUCCGCUGGAAGGUGGCCCACCCGGGUUUCAGGAACGCCGUGCAUUUCCGUGUGCUCUUCGACCGGUUCGGCCAGCUGGUGACAUUCCACCGCUUCAUAUACGUCAAGGACAAGUCGGAGUGGGUCACCUUGAGGGAGCUGCGGGAGGAGACGCCUUAUAUUGUGUGCCUGGAAAGUGUCAUUGCUGACCGGGUGUGCCAGAUAGCGUCCCGUGACCAUUGCCUCGGUGUUCUUACGUUGCCUGUAAAGCGAGGUCCCCUGGAUGUGCAGCACUUCAUUUUGAUUCUGUCGGGCAUCAACGCUUUCCUGGUGCUUCUGGGGCUACUCAUCUGGACGUCGAAGGCGCUGAGAAAGCUGCGGAGGAAAAGAACCCCAGUCAGUGUGCGGCGGAUGUACUCCACGCGCCGUCCCCUGCGCUCCGUAGGCUCUGGGGUCUCGGCAGGGGACUGUACGGGCUUCCAGACCAACAGGUCACGGUCGGUCAUGUAUCAACUCAACGAGGCAGAUCUGAUGGACUUCCAGUCUGACCGACUCAUGGACAUUAAUUUAAGGAGGGAAGAUAUUGGGCAACGUUAUGGUGAUUAGUACGCACCAAUAAGAAAGCCAUUACUCAAGGAUAUUCAGCACAUCAUUUUCUGUAGUUUCUGCCAUCGUCACCUGUACAUCCAUCUUUAUCUCCAUCUUUACAGGGAUCAAUUGGAGUUUUAAUCCCUCCACUGUCUGUGAGAAGUUUGUCCAUUCACCCCAUGGGUUUUCUGAGUGCUCCAGUUCCCUGCCACAUUCCAAAGACAUACGGGUUCGGGUUAGUGAGUUGCAGGCAGGCUAUAUUGGCACUGGGAACAGGGUGGCACAGGGUGACUGUUUGUUGUUGGUGCAAGCAACACAUUUCACUGUAUGUCUUGAUGUUUCAAUGUAUUUGGGACAAAUAAAAUUAAAAAUAGUGAUUACUUUAUUGGGAUCAUACCACUAAGCACAUCUUCUCUCUUCCCCUCCCCCCCCCCAACUUUCCACUCUCUGCGAUUCCCUUGACCACCAAUACCAUUGAUUUCCUUCCCACUCGCCGAUCUCCCCCCUGGCCCUUAUCCCUGCAAACAUGACAAGUGCUACACCUGCCCCUACAUCUCCCUCUUUGCUACCAUUCAGAACCCCAAACAGUCCUUUCAGGUGAGGCGAGUCUGUCAGGGCUAGCUAUUGAACCUUGUGCUCCCGGUGCAGCCCCCUGUACAUCAGUGAGACUCCCAGAUCAGAGGACUGCUUUGUCAAGCACCUUCACUUUGCCUGGUGGCUGCUCGUUUCAGUUGGACUUCCCAUUCCCAUUCCGGCAUGUCCGUCCAUGGCCUCCUUGUUGCCAGGACGAAGCCAAGCUCAGGUUGGAGGAGCACCACCUUGUAUUCCAUCUGGGUAGCUCCAACCUGAUGCCACGAGCUUUGUCUUUGACAAUUUCUCCCCUCCCCCUUCUCAUCUGCUUAUCACCCCCCUCUGAUGUCCCUCCUUUCCUUUUUUUCCAUGGUUCUUUCCUUGAUUUUCAGCCUUUUCCCUCUUCUAACUAUUACCUCCCAGCCCACUUCAACCCCGUCCCUUGCCCGCCUUUACCUGCCUCACCCAUCACCUGCCAGGUCAUACUCCUUUCCACACCCCCACCUUAUUCUGCCUCCUGCCUCCUUUCUGUCCUGUCUUGACAAAGGAUCUCAGCUCAAUAUGUUGACUCUUUAUUCCCCUCCAUAGAUGCUGCCUGACCUGUUGAAUUCUGCCAGCAUUCUGCUUGUGAUGUUUCAUUAUUAAUUUGACUUGUUAAUUCUGAUUGACAAAAUGUUAUCAUAACUGCAGAGUGCUGUUGGGAAUUGCCCACAGCUUAUGUCCAGCUAUGGUUUCAAUAAUAUCUUUAGGGUUGAGAGCAAAUCUGUCUAUCAAAAUGUAAUAAUAUUGCUUGACAAUGUCUGCUAAAUUUGGGUAAGGAUGAAGAAAGAAUUUGCCUCAGUGUUUUUUGUGACUUCAGAACAUGCAGAUUCUUCAAGGCCAAUGUGAAUUGUAAAUGUUUAUGGUUUUCAUGUAAGACGAACAGAUAAUUUAUGCAAAAAGACAGAUUAAGUAACCAGUUGAAUUGUUUUCUUACUGUUGAUUGAGGGACUAAUGUUGGGCUAGACACCAAAAUGACACUACUACUUUGAAAAGGAAUGUAUGUUCUAGUCCAAAUGUGGGUCAAUGGAGUAGAUUGGGUGAGUCUAGAACUAGAGGUUAUAGGUUAAGGGUGAAAGGGGAAUUUGAGGGGGAGCUCUUUGUUCAGAGGGUGGUGUGAGUGUGCAGUAUCUGUCAGUGUAAGUAGUAGAUACUGGUCCAAUUUCAACAUUUAAGAGAAGUUUGGAUCCAUGUAUGAAUAUGAGAAGUAUGGAGGACUAUGGUUCAGGUGCAGGACAAUGGGACUAGUUAGAACAACAGUCGGACAUGGACAAGAUGGGCCAAAGGGCCUGUUUCUGUGCUGUAGUACUCCAUGAUUCUCAGAUACCUUUCCAUUCAUCUGAACAGAUAGAUGAGGCCAUCAUUUAAUACCCCAACUCUACGGUGGCAUUUCAGAUAAAGCAGAGCUUCCUCCAUGUGAACUGCACUGUUUGUAAAUUCCUCUACUCAAGUAUUUCAAUUGGAGGAUUAAACUUCCAAAUCAUCUGACUCGGAGGGGAAAAAAAUGUUAAAAAAAAUGAUGAAUCUGGCUCAAUUUCCACAAGAUGACCAGGCUUAAUUUUGCCUUGUGUCAAAUCUUAAGCUAUGUGUAUCUCUCACUUUAUUCAGUGUUACUGGGAGUACUCACUUCUCUACAUGGUGGAAUAAAGGGCACUUUAAAGGAAUGUGCAGUAUAUAUCAUUUCAGAGUCCCUUGGAGAGCAAUGCAGUGCUUCUUCAAAAUAGUAACGACUGUCCCAUCAUGUGUAAUUUUUUUUGUGAUUGGCUGGUACAUUUGGUAAAGUAAAAGUUGUAAUCUCUUCAAAAUGGAGCCAGUGGAUUUGCUCUAUUGGACAUUUCACCCAGUAGAAGCUGAGUGAUUGGUAUUGUAAGACAUUAAUGUACAUUACAACUAAUUUAAUGCCUCUAAUGAAAAUUCCUGCAUAGUACUUGUGUAUCUAUUUUUGAUGUGUCUGGUCUCUAAUGAUUUCUUAAUUAACUAUCAUAUUUCAACACAGUGAUAAGAACGAAAAAUAGUUUUCUGUUUUUUCAUAUAUAAAAUUCUGGAGGAACUCAGCAAGUGGAGAAGCACCUAAAAAGGGCAAUUAAGACUGAACAGUCAACAUUUCGGGCUGAUAGCCUUCAUUAGGAUUCCCGAUGAAUGGUCUUGGCCAAAAAUAUUGAGGGUUUAUUCCCUCCAUGGAUGCUGCUUGGCUUGCUGAGUUUCUCCAGCAUUUUGUGUGUAUUGCUCAAGAUUUCCAGCAUCUGCAAAAUCACGUGUGUUUAUGAUUUUCUGUUGUUUGCUGACAUGGAGCUAAACUAUUGUCUUCCAUUUCAUAUUUUCUUUACUGAGUUGUACCUAGGCUGAUCCACCUUGAAUUCUUUUGAAGGAUGGCCAGUAAAAGCCAGGAGAGUUAGAGUCAGGAAGUUUAAAUAACUUUGCUUUUAGCUCAAAAGUGCAAUUGUACAAAGGAGAAGACGGUUAUUUGUUCCAUCAAAAGUCAUAGAAAAACAGAACAGAAACGGGCCAUUGCAUUACAUAGUUCUGUGUCACAGACUGUCAUCUAACAUACCAGUUGCAGCUUUAGUGUUUUCGUUUGUAUGAACAGUUUAUUUGCCAUUGUCAGCCAGUGUCAUCUUUACCUUCAGAAGGAUGUUUCCUCACCGUUCACUCAGAAAUUCAAGGGUAGAUCAUAAAUUGCAAGCUAUUUGACAGAUUACUGGAAACCAUUGUAAAUUUACCCAACUACAAAUGGUGCUUCAGCAAUGUGUGCAUAAAGUCAAAGCCCAUCUAAAGCUGAGUAUUAACUUGCCUAGUUCCAUCAAUCUGACCUGGACCAUAGCCCUCCCAUCCAUGUACUUAUCCAAACUUCUCAUAAAUGUUGCAGAAAACAGUUGAAUCUGCAUCCACUGCUACUGCUGCCUGCUCAUGCCACACUUGGACCACUCUCUCAGUGAAGAAGUUAUCCCUUACGUAUUUCUCCUUGCAUCCUUAGCCUAAGACCUCUAGUUCUAGUCUCGCCCACCCUCAAUGGAAAAAAGUUGCUUGCAUUUACUCUAUCUGUACCCUUCAUAAUUUUAUAUACCUCUAUCAAAUCUCCCUUCAUUCUCCUAUGCUCCAGGGAAUAAAGUCCAAAUCUAUUCAACCUUUCGCUAAGAACUCGGGUACUCAAGUCCCAGCAACAUCCUGGUUUUUGCUACAUUCAAUGUUCUCCCUAGAAGGAGGCAGAAGAUGACCUGAUUUUUUUUCCUCUUUUUAAAAAAAAACAUUUUUGCUGAUAAUCACUAAGAAUGCUGUUUUGAAUAAUUUCAUUAAAUUUUGUUAGCAUGUGAGCAACUUAACUACCAAAGAUCCAUAAUUUGAUUAGUUAGCAAACGUCAGCAGAAUUCUGUUUAUCAGUUUACUUAGCUGAAUUUCAAAAACUCCAUUGAGUUUAACACGGUUGCUUAGAGUAAGCCACUGAAGAAAUGUAAUUUCUCUAAUCGUCAUUGAUAAUUUUUAAUUAUUUUCCAAAUCAGCUCACAUUGAAAGCAUUCUUGUCUCUGAACCUAAAUAACUUCCAGUACUGAAAGCAAAUUUUGGGCAAACAAAUUCAGUCGUCAGGUUAGAGACAAUUAAUUAAAUAAUCAGGAAAUGACGGCGAUUGAAUUAAUAAUGUUUUUAUCUUUUAAAAUGUCUAAUAACAUUCUUUUAAAGAUUUUAAAAGACUGCUAACUAAAAUACAGAUAUUUUUUCAGUAGCUCAUUUCUGUGAUAAUUAGUUCUAGUGUGAUAUUUGCUACAUUUGGGUAUCUGAGCUUGACUCAUAGAAUUUUAGAUGUACUCUACAUUUAUGGAAAUUCUCAUGCUCAUUCAGUACUAUCCUCCCUUCCUAGUAUACACUUACCUGCACCGUAUAUCCCCUGAGUUCUCCAACCCUCCAGUUUAACCUCCAGUUAACGCUUUGUGAAUUCCUCUCUCCAGGUUGCUCAAUCAUUAGUGACUGCCCAAUCAGGUACCACAUCCCAAACCCUGAAGCAUUUUUACUAAAAUUCGCUGCCUCUCCAUCUGCUGCUCCUCAAGAUUAAUUCCUAAUAUCAAUCUAAUACUUUCUUCACCUGUAUUUAGCGUUUCCUCCAUGGGCACCUUGGGCAAUGAUGCAGAUAGAUAAAUGCACAUUCUUGAAGACCUGUAGAUUGGUCUUGCUGUUAUCCAAACUGUUACCUUUCAUUCAUCUGCUUGGAUCUGCAGAUAAUCCCUACGGUUGGAAAUGUGCUCUUUUCAUAUGCUUGAAUUUUAAAACUCAAUUACAAUAACAACUAAUAUGAGCUUAUCCAUUUAAUCUUUUCAGGAAAUUUCAUCAAGUAUGUACUCUUUAUGGUAUACCUUCAGUGUUUUGAAAUGUGCACUUUUCCAACUGAAACAUCUGUUAAAUAUUAGUCCAAGGAUGCAAGGGACAUGAGAACAAAACUUGUAACUGUCUAUCAACUCAACUCAAACAGGAAGAGUUUGAAUCAAACAAAUAAUCAGUUUUCAGGAAAUAAAUGAGUCACAUCAGAAAACUCGAUUUAUGGAUACAUCUACAUCCUUCGCUGACGACAAACAUAAGCAGCUGGAAGUAUGGGCAGGUUUCAGCCAAUUAGAAUAAAACAUUAGAAGUAAAUAAUGAAAAUAUAAUGGAAAAAUAUUUCUGUAAAGCUGCAUCACUUGCCAAGGCUGGUCAUCAAACCGUCCUCAGCUUUACGUUACUGAGAACUCUGAGCCCCAGCUAUCCUCUCAGAUGAAUUCACCCAUCAUUAAAACAUCAGAAAAGGGGGUUAAUAACAGUGGUAUAUGUUGAGAAAUUUAUUGGCUGCAGUACAGUGAAAUACAUUAAAAAAUUACAAUAAGAAAUAGAAUUUUUUAAAAAUUAUGUAGUGCAAAAAGAGAGCAAAAGAAUAUAGUGAGGUAGGGUUCAAUGUUUUAGGAACAGCUUCUUCCCCUCUGUCAUCAGACAGUGAGCGAUUCAUUGCCCAUUCAGAAAUCUGAUGGCGGGGUCGUGGGGGGGAGGGGGAAGCUGUUCCUAAAAUCGAGUGUGUGCAGGUUCUUGUACCUUUUCCUUGACAGUAGUUAUGAGCAGAGGGCAUCUCCUGGGUAGUGGGGAUCCUUAAGGAUGGAUGCCCCCUUUGGAAAAUGACCUUGAUGCUGGAGAGGUUAGUGCCCAUGAUGGAGCUGGCAGAGUUUGCAACCCUUUGCAGCUUUUUCUGAUCCUGUGCAGUGGUCUUUCCAUAGCAGAUGGUGUUGCAACCAGUUUGAAUGAUCCUCGUAGUACAUAUUAUAUGUAGAAAUUUGCUAGAGUCUUUAGUGACAUAACUCCCUUCAAACUCCUAAUUCCUCCUUUAGUCUGACCUAGCUACUCACUGGAUGAAUAGUUAUUCACUGAGCAGUUAAUCCUUAUGGGUUUAACUAACUCACCAAAAUGUAAGAGAACAAGUUUGGAUAUAAAUGUCAGAAAAAGAAAUGAGUCAUGGAUUGGACUUAAACCAUUUGGAAGAGUUUUUGUAUAAAUGCUUUAGUUCUGAUGUGUUUUGUGAAAGGAGUUUGGGUUGCUGCAUGAUUCAACGGAGUCCUCAGAUUCUUCACUUUUGUUUAACAAUGUUUACUCUCCAUUUCGUAAACUGACCCCUCAAUGCUACCUAAUCACUCCAGCUUGCUGAUUUACUAGAUUUUUUUUUGUUUGAAGCUCACCCAGUGAUUGUGGAUGGGAAUUAAGGCUAGGUGUGGGUCAGAGAGAAUGGUUGUUUUAAAACAUACUCAGCAGGUCACGCAGCAUCAGUGGAAAUGAAUAAACAGUCGACACUUUGGGCCAAGAUCCUUUGUCAGAACCUGUGGAGGGUCCCUUCCUGAAAUGUCAACUGUUUAUUCGUCUCCAUAGAUUCUGCCUGAUCUGCUGAACUCUCCUAGCAUUUUGCGUGUUACUCUCAAUUUCCAGCUUCUGCCGAAACUCUUGUAUUACUGGAUAUGGAAGGAUAAAAUAAAUAAUACAGAGAAUGAGUCAUGGAGUCCCUGAAAAGCAAGUCUGUAGGUUGUGGAAUCAUUUUGGUGCUGUGGAGAGUAAACUUAUCGAUGCCAGUUCAGGAGCCUGAUAAAAGUUUGUAGGAGAAUACCAAUUCCUGAACCUGGUGGUGUGAGACCUGAGGCUCCUGUACCUCCUGCCUUGAUGAUGGAUGCUAUCACUAGGACCACCCAUUUCCAGCUCUGAUCUUGCCCCAUUUCAGAUAUAGCUCUAUCCUUUAUCCAAUCUUCAUAACCUUCGGACUAAACUAUUCCAACUCUCUCCAGCCUAGCCAUAUUCAUUCUGUUCUCCGUAAGCACAAGCACAUCCAGGACACUGAUGUGCAGGUUUAACUUGUACGAAGUCCCAUUCACUCUGUGCUUGCUAACCUCUUUUGGCUGUCUGUUAAACACAUUAAAAUUCCAAAUCAUUUUUUUUGUCUCACCCUGCAAGUCUCUCUCCAAUUUUUGUUUACUGUCUAUCUCUCCAUGUUAUAUGAAUUCCUCCAGUUAGUGGUCGGAGAGUCAUAAAAUUGGAGAGAAUUGCAGUGCAGAAACAGGUCCUCCGGCCCAUCUCGUCCAUGCCAGCUUUCUCUUCUGCCUCGUCCCAUCUACCUCCACACGGACAAUAUUCCUCCUGUUCACAUAGCUAUCCGAAAGUUACAAAUGAACCCUCAUCUGCCACUUCCACUUCCAUUUGCACCCAUCUCUGAGUGAAGAAGUUCCUUUUCAGAUUCUCCUCGAGUAAGGAUUUUUGAAUUCAUUGAUGAUGUGACGAUUUUGUAUUUUCUUUCUGGCAACUGCCGAAUUUGUCUUUGAGUAUGGUUACCCAAGUAAUGAAGUCAGUGGCAACUUUGGUUUGUGUGAAAUUGCCUUGCUACUGGAUAGCAGCUUUGACUUCAGCAAUCCGAUUUUCCUGUCUUAGAUUUUGUGAAGUUUUGUAUUAGUUUUAGUUAUAAGUACCAGUUAUUUUAAAGAUUUCUUUUAAAUACAUAAAUUAUUCAGGUGAAAAUAGCAUUGUGAUACAGGAUGCCUGGAAUCAAAA